AUGUCUUCCGCCGUGAGACAUGCUCUGAAAAAGCUGAAGCCAGGUAUCCAACCGGGUCACAGCUGGUCACGUGUUCUUUGCACCACGAGCGUGCACCGUGAUAGCCAUCAUGGCGGUCUUCGCUCUCACAGCCACGGUACCGACGGCAAGGGCAAGUCCCACGGACACAGCCACAGUCACCAGGACCCCAAAGCCCAUGGCCACCACGGCCACCACGGCCACCACGGCCAUCACGGCCAUCAUGGCCACCAUGGUCAUCAUCACCAUGACCAGCCUGGACACCAAGGCCAUGCGCAACAAGGUCACCAGGGACACUUGCAUGUCUUAGGUUGCCAUGAUCACAGCCAUAGUGCAGAUAUGUCAGAGCUAAAAGGUGAGGCCAUCAAGGUGAGCUUAUUGGGAUUCAGCUUCAACUGUUUACUGGGAGUGCUUCAGUAUUUUGCUGGUGGCUAUUGCAAGUCGGCGGCCCUUACCAGCGAUGCUUUUCACACCUUGACGGAUUCCUUGUCUGACAUCAUCACUCUCUGUGUGGUCCAGAUGGCCAUCGGGCCACCCACUGCCCAAUUUCCAUUUGGACGUGGAAAGAUGGACUCGUUGGCUGCUAUGGGUGUGUCGGGCAUCAUGAUGACCACCGGCUUCUCCGCCAUGCGCUUCUCCACCAACUUGUUCCUGGAAGCCAUGGCGGACGUUGACAUCGAAGUGAAAGACGAGGGCCAUGAGCAUCACGAACACGGCCACUCCCACCACUCUCAUGGCCACACGCACGGCCUUCCGAUCUUGGAGGAUGGCCACGUGAAUCAAGUGGCGGUGGGGACCUGCCUAGCUACAAUCGCUGGUAAGGAGGGACUCUACCACAUCACACGCCGUGCAGCUGACCGGUUGCAUAGUUCCGUGCUGCUCGCCAACGCCUGGCACCAUCGGAGUGAUGCUUUCAGUUCGGGCGUUGUCCUUGUAGGCCUGCUUGGUAGGAUCUUUGUCCACAGCGCCUGCGACCCUGUCGCUGGUGCCCUGGUUUCUGCUGUCAUCAUCCGAAUUGCUUGGGGAAUAGGUCGAAGGUCUAUUGCAGAACUUCUGGACAUGCAGCUUCCAAAGCAAGACUUGCAGGACUUCAGCGCAGCGCUGACGGAGGCCCUCAAGACAGUUCCCUUGAAAGGAUUGAAGGUGCAGCCGGCGCUGCAACAGCUGGUCGGUCGACGUGCGGGACCCGAUGUGCACCUGGAGGCACUUCUUGACACAAAUGGUGACUGGAAGGAGGUUUCAGCUCUGCAGCUUGCCCAGUUGGAAACGUCUCUGCUAAGUGAGCUGCACCUCGGGGGCCAUCGCAUGGUGAAAAGCCUUCGAAUAGUUCCACGCUUGUGA
Symbiodinium pilosum is the source of this 1359-nucleotide messenger RNA. NCBI's taxonomy places the organism in Eukaryota, Dinophyceae, Suessiales, Symbiodiniaceae. The record is from the annotation of a GenBank genome assembly.